UAAAUACUUCUUUGAUUCCUUUCGUUCUCUUCCAUUCGAACUUCUCCCAAAUCCCUUUUGUCUUAUUUUCUUUUCUGUCAUGGCUAACAAAGAUAUCUCCAACAUUGAGACCGUGAAGUCCAAACUUUCCAUUAAGAGUUUGGUUGCCCUCCUGAAGAAAUUCCACAUCGAUCUCCAAUUUCGUCCUCGCCUUCCAGAUCCCGGAUAACAGUUGUUGACACACCGGUUGGUUUUGUUGGAGUGUACAGGGUUCAUUUCAAGUCAGGGAUUCGUUUCCCUGCUUCUGAUUUCCUGGAAGCGGUUCUCGACUAUUACCAACUGCACAUCACUCAAAUUUCUCCAAACGGGUUUCACAAGGUGAUAUGUUUCAUGCUCUUAUGCUCUGCCCUAAUUAUUCCUCAUUCUAUAACUUUGUUCCGUCAUUUAUAUAUUACUCUGUUUAAUGGUGAUUGGGUCUCCUUUUCUCUUUGUCGUGGCUUGGUAGAACUCUCUGAUGGGCUUCCUACUUCUGUCAAAUGGUGGAAAGAGGAAUUCUUUUUUGUUGAUGUUUCUGCUUUCUUAGGCCCCAUGGUAUAUGGUGCUACUACUAACAGGGGUUCUGAUGCUCUGCCCGACCUAUCCGCUGAGGAGCAAUAAAUCGUUGACCGUUUGGCUCAAAACUAUGUUAAGUGGGCGGAUCCAGAUGAGGUAACCCUAGGCAUGGUUGGCUUAAGUCCUAUUUGGAACAAAUUGGGUAAGAAACCGGUUGAAACUGUGAUCAAUCGAGAAGUAAAUAUGCUAGACCGUUUGCAUAAGAAAUGGUUAGCAAACUCAUCUUUAGUCACCGAGGAAGUUGUUAUACCAAACUCCCCUUCUCCUUCAGAAUCUAACAUGCAUUCCACCAUGAAUCCCCCAUAUUCAGAAACUUUGAUACCACCCAUCUCCUCUCUUAUCAAGAAAAAUGUGAAAAUGGAGUCAGGCAGUAGGAAACCUCCGUCUUCCUCUACGAGGGCUGUUGUGAAAGGUUUAUCCUUAAAAAGGAAAACCAGUUCAGAAAAGGUGGUUUCCUUGGAGGGCGUAAUGAACCAUCCUAACUUGUCAAUCACCACCUCCCCUCUUAAACAAAACAGGUCUGCUCGAACUCAUGAGCCGAAGUUGCAGGAGUCUAUAGGAUCUGGCACCCAUGUCCCCUACAUUUGUUGAGUCCGAAGCUCUGGUUGUUACCGAGGUAUCCCAGCCUCUGUCACGAGGUUCAGUCACCUCUAUUUUGUCUGUUGCUGCUAUUUUUCGCCAGAAGUUGUUUGGGGUUGGGCUUGGUCAUUUUUAAGCCACUAACGCAGAAGCCAUUGUUGUAAAUGUGAAUCCCUUAAGCUUGGAGUCUGAUAUUCUUGGGUUUCAUCGAUGUUUAUAGAUACUUCCUUUGUUGAGCCUCCUUCCGAUCUGAAUCCCCCUACGUCUGGCAUAAAACUGAUCCCAUGUUCUGGUAAGGAGGCUUCGAUUCCUACAUUGGUCAAGCUUGCAGUUUCACUUCCUCAGUUUCAACGUCUUUUUACUACCACUUCCAUUCAUAGAAGCAUUGAAUUGACGAGUACUUCGAUGAAGAAACCCUUGACAAAGCUCGUUCCCAUCUAAUUGAAGGUAUGCAUCUCAUCAAUGAGGUAUCUACUCGUACCAAGGCUCGAACUGAGCUUCUUGCCCAAAAUCAUGUUAAGUUUGAGGAGUGCCUAUAGAAACUAAAAGAGCUUGGGAAGAUUCAUGAAUGAACUGAACAUGAAUCACAAGAACUCCGAGAAAAGGUGAAGGGGCUUUCUGAAAGGAAUACCCUUAUUGUAGGCGGCCUGAGUAAAAGUAUUCAUUUCCAAAAUGAGAUGAAGAACUUAAAUGAAGAUCUUCGUAUUAAAGCAGACGAUGCCAUUAGUUGUCGCUUGACCCUCACCAAAGAGUUGGAGGAAAAGACCCAUCAGUUCGAGUCCCUAAAGCUUCGAUUUACUGAGAAGGUCUUUGAGCUUGAGAUCUCCUGUUCUGACAAGGAUAUAUGCAGUAAGAUGCUAGAGGAAGAACUUGUUGUCCAGAAGGGACUUCUUGCUGACAGGGAUGCUCAAACUCUUCGGUUGAAUCAAGACCAAACCUCCUUUCUUCAAAAUGAAUCUUGUUUUACCUUAGCAGCCGAAGUCAGAGCCUCUGAGCUUGAGCUUUGGUGGUUGGUACAGGAAGGCAUUCCCUCUUUCGUCCAUGAUUUACUUAACUAUGCGGAUUUCAGGGAUGUCAAUGUUGCAGUGCAAACAAUAGCUAUUCAGUUCGACCUUCAUCAGGCAUGUGUGGAGAUGAAUGAAACAUAUGUCGAUGCUUUAGAGGGUAAGAAUGUCCUUUAUUCUUAUCCUAAAACCCAACAUCAAGUGUUGGAUCGGUUUGCAAGCAUGGUGUCCUACAAGUACUCCUUGUUCAAGCUUUUAGAAGGAUAUGUCGUAGAUGUGAGUGUUUUUAAAUUGAAAUCGGGUGCUUUGGAUCCCUCUUUGAAUCGUGAUGGUGCUUCUGGCAAUGUUUAACAUGUCGAUAUUCAUGCAUCUUUUCCUUUUAUUUGUGUAAUGUCAUGUGGAUACUUGUAUCCUCGUGUUGUCUAAGCUAUGAUGACUUAAAGAUUUUACUUAAAGUACAUGUCUUUUCUUUUUUUGGA
This is a messenger RNA of Lactuca sativa (garden lettuce), 2653 nucleotides long. The record is from RefSeq and is a predicted model, not a curated record. Lineage: Eukaryota; Viridiplantae; Streptophyta; Magnoliopsida; Asterales; Asteraceae.